Molecule: messenger RNA, 2753 nt
Organism: Pisolithus orientalis
Lineage: Eukaryota; Fungi; Basidiomycota; Agaricomycetes; Boletales; Pisolithaceae
Product: kinase-like domain-containing protein
Exons: 14
Coding region: 54-2675 (873 amino acids)
Biological process (GO): protein phosphorylation
Cellular component (GO): cytoplasm
Molecular function (GO): protein serine/threonine kinase activity; GTP binding; protein tyrosine kinase activity
Source: RefSeq, a predicted model, not a curated record
CAACACUAUUAGUCAAGUACUGUACUUCUUGGACACCGACCGGCUGUCACGCCAUGGAAUCUCGUGAUGUUCUCCGUGAACUGGCUUCAAGGGCCAGCCGCUAUGCCAUCAACCUUGACGAUCAGAUAGAACGAGGACCGUGGCCGUGCUAUCUUGGAGGAUAUUCUCAGGUAUUCCGUGGAGCUUUGCGGUCAGAUGGAAGUUCUGUGGCAAUAAAAAUGCCCUUGUGCGGCGUUGGGAUGGGCGAUAAGAGUACUAUCAAGCGUAUCCUCAACGAAGCACACACCCGGUCGAAACUGAAGCACCCGAAUGUCCUCAGGAUCCUUGGAAUAACCACCGAUUUCGACUUCACAGUAUCAAUAAUAACUCCAUGGAUGGAAGGAGGCAACGCCCACACUUAUGUACAGGAUCCAGACAUCGAUCCUCGUCCUCUUAUUAAAGACGUUGCUCUCGGGAUUCGCUACCUGCAUAGUCAUCCAGAAGGUCCGAUAAUACAUGGUGACUUGAAAGGGGACAAUGUGCUGAUCGCCUCUGAUGGUCACGCUGUUCUUACAGGCUUCGGACUUUCUGUCCUGGAGAAUUCCACAUUCAGCAUGACCUUGAACUGUCAAUUUGGGGGCUCAUUACGUUGGAUGGCUCCGGAGAUGGUAAAUGCCUUGAGUUCCGGAGACCCCCAAUUCACCCUGGAAGGUGACAUCUGGGCUUUUGGCAUGACGAUGUUGGAACUCUUCACCCGGAAAUUUCCCUACUGUAACCUCAACUAUCCCAGUUCCGUUAUAUACCGGAUAACGAUGGGUUCCCCGGAACGACCAUCCAGCGAGGAUACUUGUCAUCGCAUGACAGAUAACUGGUGGGACCUAUGCUCGCAUUGCUUGAGGAUGGAGCCGUCUCUGCGAGCCAGGGUGCCGUACGUUGUCGAAUGGAUCAAGCAGCUCAAGUUUCCACUUCGUCCGUGUGAUGUUCCUAUUGAAGCCGAAUCCGACGCCACCUGGCCAACCCAACAUGAUGUUACCCAGUUCAACCAGUCAAACUACAGUGCACCCUCAGACGUGCCUCGCCAACUUGUUGAGCGGGCCUACAAAUAUGUCUCCAACCUUGACGACCAGAUAGAACGAGGACCAUCACCGUACUAUCGUGGAGCAAGAACUCUGAUAUACCGUGGAAAAUUGCUAUCAGAUGGAAGGACUGUGGCAAUAAAAACUCCCCAGGGAGUUGGGAUGGACGAUGAGGGUAUUAUCAAGCAAAUCCUCAAGGAAGCAUACAUCGGGUCGAAACUGAAGCACCCAAACAUCCUCAGCAUCCUCGGAAUAACCACCAGAUUCGACUUCACAGUAUCAAUAAUAACUCCGUGGAUGGAAGGAGGCAACGCCCACACUUAUGUACAGGAUCCAGACAUCGAUCCUCGUCCUCUUAUAAAAGACAUUGCUCUUGGACUCCGCUACCUACAUACUCAUCCGAAAGGCCCGAUAAUACAUCGUGACUUGAGAGGGCAAAAUGUACUGAUCGCCUCUGAUGGGCGGGCUGUUCUUACAGACUUCGGACUUUCUGUCCUGGAGAAUUCCUCAUUUAGCAUGACCGUAAACCGUCAAUUUGGGGGUUCAUUACGUUGGAUGGCUCCAGAGAUGGUAAAUACCUUGGGUUCCCAAGACCCCGGAUUCACCCUGGAAGGUGACAUCUGGGCUUUUGGCAUGACGGCGUUGGAACUCUUCACCCGGAAAUUUCCCUACUGUAGCCUCACCAAUCUCAGUUCCAUUCAAUUUCGGAUACUCAAAGGGCCACCAGAACGACCAUCCAGGGAGGAUACUUGUUAUCGUAUGACAGAUGAGUGGUGGAACCUAUGUUUGCGCUGCUUCAGGGUGGACCCGUCUUCACGCAUCAGUAUAGAGAACGUCGUAGAAGCAACUAGGGAGCUUCCACCUAGUGCGUGUGUAGUACUUAUAAUGAGAUCGAAACUGAACAGAAACCAUGGCUUGGUUCAACCAGGAUACGACAUUGUUAUCGUAGUAAUGGGACCUACGGGAUCAGGAAAAAGCAACUUCGUCAACAAACUCACGGGUUGUGAAGGGGAGCAUGGCGCAGAUGAACCCAUUUCUCUAACGCGAGGCAUUCGGGAGUUUGUAUUGGACGUCUCUCGUAACAAACGCUAUGUAUUUGUGGACAUGCCGGGGUUCAACAAUGCUUUCAAAUCGGACCAAGAUAUUCUUGGAAGGGUCGCUGAAUGGUUACGAAACAAGUAUUUGCAACACGUGAAGAUUACAGGGGUUAUCUACACACAUCGCACAACCGACAAUCGCAUGCCUACCUCAGUGCGUGAAAACCUCGCAAAGUUCUGUGAGUUGUGCGGGGAAAACGCUGUACAGUAUGUGCGAUUGGUGACUACAAGGUGGGAUAAAGCAAGUGAUGCAGGAAAAGUACCGAGCUGGGUCUCGCUGUUCGAGGGGGACUGGUGGAAACCUCCUACCGCAGCAGGUGCCCGACAUGAACAAUUCCUUAAUACCCAGAACUCAGCAUUGACUAUCGUAAAUGGAUUGGUGGGGCAAGACGCUCAACUGAGCCCUGAAGAGGUGAGAGGCGCAGACAUGCAGAUGAAAGAAAUUAGUGUUACGGGUACAAGGAUAUCGUCAAUUCCUCAGUGGUUUAGCUCGUGGUUUUCUGCGAGGAGUUCUAUAGUCUAGACGCUGAGAGUAUAGAACAUGCCCAAGUGCGAAGUUCAAUAUUUGAUUGAUGGCACUGCCUCCGGCUUUCCAAUAUUC